Iphiclides podalirius (scarce swallowtail) is the source of this 666-nucleotide messenger RNA. Lineage: Eukaryota; Metazoa; Arthropoda; Insecta; Lepidoptera; Papilionidae. The record is from the annotation of a GenBank genome assembly.
AUGGCGGGAACUAUUCGACAUCUAUCCACUUAUCAUCAUGAGCCACACGAAACUUCUGCAAAUACGUUGAUAGCCGAGAUCAACGUGCAACUGGCGCUGUUCCGCGACCUGCUCAUCCACAUCGGCCAGCCACCUGAUUGCCCUGAGCUGCGUGAGCGCGUACGGCGUCUUCGGCGCGCCUGCGUCGAAGCCACUAAGCAAACCAGCCAACUAGUACUGCCUACCUGCAAGAAGGCUAAUAGUGACAGUAGUGCAGAGCAACCACAGUUGGUAUUGUUGUACUUCAUGUCCCAACUGUUGCUGCGGGAGCUAGCCAAAUGUCACCGGCUUGUCCAGCUUGUGCCAAUGGAUAUGACUUCGUACUAUGAGAAUCGCGCCGGUCCGUCAAACUUUGGAAACGUUAUAAGUCAAAUAUUACUAUGUAAACAAAUUACACCGGACUUCAACCAAGAAGAAUUGUGCAGCAUUGCAAAGGACACACAAGACAUCAAUAGAAUAGUAAAUGAUAUCCAGGAGUACCUGCCACAGCACGAGAACCUCAAUCAUUUAGAGACCAAUAUGGCGCUGAAAGGCGAUGACGUAAAUGGAUUGUGGCGAAAUAAGCGAAGAGGAUCUCUUUACAAAGGAAUGGGAGUACUUUGCUGUAUGUCGAGACCGAACUACCUC